Molecule: messenger RNA, 7655 nt
Organism: Ctenopharyngodon idella (grass carp)
Lineage: Eukaryota; Metazoa; Chordata; Actinopteri; Cypriniformes; Xenocyprididae
Gene: mgat3b
Product: beta-1,4-mannosyl-glycoprotein 4-beta-N-acetylglucosaminyltransferase b
Exons: 4
Coding region: 1042-2829 (595 amino acids)
Biological process (GO): N-acetylglucosamine metabolic process; protein N-linked glycosylation
Cellular component (GO): membrane
Molecular function (GO): beta-1,4-mannosylglycoprotein 4-beta-N-acetylglucosaminyltransferase activity
Source: RefSeq, a predicted model, not a curated record
UGUGCGUCACAAUUAUAAGUAAUGUUACAUAUUUGGUAACGAAGAAAAUCAUGCAGAUGUUGUGGAAAAAUAUGUGAGAAACUAAUAAACAUUACAUUUUUAGAUAAUUAAUAUAACUUAUAAAUAGUUAUUCACUACAAUAAAUGAAUAUAACAAUUAUUACGCUGUUGAAUGAUCUUAAUUUCUGGAUAGAGUUGAGAAGGUGACGUAAAACAAACCAAAACCACAUUGCAGAUGUUUUAUGUGUCUAAAAACAACUAGUUUUCAUGCGAGGUUCAUUUAUGUGAGAUGAUAGUUUGUCUAUUGAGCUAAAAUAUCCUAAAAUAUCAGUUCAACAAAACAUGGUGGGUGUUUUGUACGUGAAUGAACACGAGAAGCUCUUCAUUUCUCCUCGCCUCACGAUAUGAACGUGAUAAAACUGUUAAAUGGAAACUAUUAUGAUGAAUCAAGCCUGAUGAAGAAUAAUGUGCGGAGGAUGAAGAGCUCGUGAGAGGAUGCUGAAGUGUCGGUGUGAUCCGCUGGUUGUCGCACUCGGUGUGUGUUUGUGUUUGUGUCGGUGGUCCGGAGGGCGGAGCUGCGGGUCUCUGCGCCCCCGGUACCGACGGACACACCGAUCACUGCUGGGCGGAAGAGCGUCAUUUGAGCAGAAAACAGACCGAAAGAGAAGCAGCGCGCACGGGUUCAGCGCUCCAGUUAACGGAGAUCAAGCGGGACUCGAGCCUCGAACGCGACGACACAUCGAGAGUGAUUUUCUCUUUCUUCCGCUCCAGCAUGGAUUUACACACGGACGCUCGACACGAGCGCGAUCCGCCCGCAUCACCGCCUGAGCGUCACUGAAGCAUCAUCCGCCCUGAACGCGAGAUCCGACCGCUCCGAUGCGAACAAAAGCCUCCGUCCGCCCGCAUUCACCUCCACCCUGACCGACCGCAGCGCCUCCAUCCGCAAUGAACAUCUAGAGGAGCGUCAGGCGAUGGACAGCCAGUGACACAGAAGCUGACGACCAUUUCAAGUUAAAAACAGUUCAACUUUUAAAAAUGCAGGAUGAAAAUGAGACGUCACAGGGUUUUCUUGAUUUGCACGGUGGGACUGUGUGUCAUUUCCUUCCUGCAUUACUACAAGGCUCUCCACUACGUGUCCCUGCUGAGGGAGCUGUCUGCACCCUACCCUAACAUCAAAUCCUUCAUCAUGGUCACUGGUUUCUUCUGGAAGGAGGGCACCACCCCGUUGUCAAGUGCGUCCCCGGAGGAAGGGCCUCCGCUGGUCCACAGCCUGUCGGAAGGCAAGCCUCGGGCUGGAGGAGGUGGUCUGGAGCUUGACACCGGACAAGAACCUGAAGCACCACGGCCGUGGAAGAGACCUGAAGAUCUGCAGCGCCGGAGCUCAGACACUACAGAGGUUCAUAAGGGAGGUUUGGUCGCCUGGCAGCCCAGCAGUCCAACCGACCACAAGGCCGACCCGCAGAGAGACGCUGCUGUCAGAGUUGCGGUGAACAAGCUUCAGCCGCGUCACACAUCGACUCCAGACCCACUGGAAUCCCUGGGCGACCUGCACCGCCGCACACAUGUCCUCCGGGAUGACCGUACCCCUUAUUUCGUCCGCACCAAAGCGGGUGCUCUGUGCUUCCGUCAGGGGACGGAGAUGGCACCGACAAAAGAUGAGACAUUGAAAGCGAGACCCAGCAUUGCUGGAAUAGGCCAUCGGAGAAUAUUGCAGAAGCCUGACGAGUCAAAGACUCUAGCAAAAUCGGUGGAAGAGUCUGGUGCUGCUCGAGGGAAGCCAAAGCGCGGCAAGCGGCUGGUGAAGUGCGUUUGUCGGCCGGGCUGGCACGGUCCUUACUGUGGCGUGCCCACCAUGGUGUACCACUCCAAUCUGCCCACGAAAGAGAGACUGACGCCACGUGAGACGCCCCGACGCGUCAUAAACGCCAUUAAUGUGAACCACGAGUUUGACCUGUUGCAUGUGCGCUUCCGCGAGCUCAUCCAGGCCGUGGAUCUCUUCCUCGUGUGCGAGUCCAACUUCACGGCAUACGGGGAAAGGCGCCCGCUGAGAUUCCUGAAUCUGCUACUCAACGGAACGUACAAUUACGUGCGGCACAAGAUCCUCUAUGUCUUCCUGGACCAUUUCCCAGAUGGCGGCCGACAGGACGGAUGGAUCGCCGACGACUACCUGCGCACGUUCCUGACUCGCGACGGCAUGGCUCGGAUCGCGGGCGUGCGGUCCGAUGAUGUUUUUCUCAUCAACGAUGCUGACGAAAUUCCAGCUCAGGAAGGAGUCCUUUUCCUUAAGCUUUUCGAUGGCUGGACAGAGCCUUUUGCCAUCCACAUGCGGAAAUCCCUAUAUGGAUUUUUCUGGAAGCAGCUGGGCUCCCUUGAGGUGGUGUCCGGGUGCACCAUCGGAAUGCUGAGGGACGUCUACGACAACGAUGGGAUUCGGCUUAGGCGGCGGGAGUACUACACCAUGCCGGGAUUCCGGAAGUACGAGAACGACACCGGCCACAUCUUGGUGCAGUGGUCAAUUGGAAGUCCGUUCCAUUUCGCAGGCUGGCACUGCUCCUGGUGUUUCACACCAGAGGGAAUUCACUUUAAACUCAUUUCGGCCCAGAACGGGGACUUUCCUCGCUGGGGCGACUACGAGGACAAGCGGGACCUCAACUACAUCCGGGAGCUGAUCCGAACGGGGGGCUGGUUCGACGGCUCUGUGCAGGAGUACCCGCCCUCGGACCCUAAGGAACAUAUGUAUGCCCCCAAAUAUAUGUUGGAUAAUUACGAUCACUACCGCUACUUGUUGGAGAACCCUUAUGCCAAGCAGUCCAAGCCGGGAGGCGCAUAGAGCGGAAUGCGGACCAAAUGUUUGGGAGAGAAGAGACCGCCGUCCUGUUCCUCUCUUUCCUCUCUCUCAUUGGUCAAGACCCUCGGCCUCACCCAACACCGUCCAAUGGCUGAACGCUUCAUGUGAGCACAGGCCUUGCAGAGAACAAGCAAACCUUUCUGUUUUGGUCGAUGUUUACAUGAAGGUUCUGUGAGAGACUCUGCGCCUCCUGUAUUCACUGUACAUGACUGUGUGUGAGAGAGAGCGAAUGUGUGUGUGAGUGAAUUUCAUUAGUGCACAGACUUUCUUGCUUGCACUUCAGAAUCAAAAAAAGGACUCAUUGCACAAAUGCCACAUUUUUGGGUUUGUUGACAGCUUGUAAAUUCCUCUGAACUCAAAACAUCUUUUUCCUCGGCCAGAAAAAAACUUUGUGUAUCAUUGUGAGCUGUUCUGAAUGAGUUUGUAGACGAGAGAGAGAGAGAGAGAGAGAGACUAUUACAGAGAAACAGAGCUUUGUUUGAGCUCUUCUGAUGGAGCUGAUAUGUGAGAUAUAGCCGAGCAAGAGAGGAAGAGGUCCACUCUGACAGAACAAAAACGAGCUUCCUGUUUUAGAAAUCCUUGCGGAAAACAUCCUAAAGCUGGAAAACAAGCUGUUUUCAAAGAAAAAGCAUAUAUUUAGUCUGCAAUAUUGUGAACCACCCAUGUUGUGUACAAAAACGAGAAGACGCCAGAUAAAAUAAGACACAGGCUCUGUUCCAAGAUAGUGAACUGCCUACGUAUGCAUUUUAAGGCAUCAUAGGUGUGUCUUUGACACCAAGGUUGUUCCAAAUCAUAUGAUGCCUUCUAAGAUAUGUUCCUUUGGCCUUAUUAUACAAUUCUUAUUUACCUUUUCUAGAGAACAUCUGAUCUGAGAGUGCAUUGCAACGAGCUACGUGAAAAAAAUCUAGCCACGAUGGCGGACAAAGAUGUUGGCAUGCAGUGUGUUCGAUACCGAAAAGCACUGAAAAUAAACAGUUCCAUCCAAUGUAUAUUUUUAUGCUUUUUAAGAAUUGUUAGCUUAACAACAUGCUUCAUACUUAACUGGAAUCAGCAAUGCAGCUCACUGUGUUUUGGAACAGAGCCAUGUAGUGUUUGGUGGUCUUGGCUCUCGUGUUUUAAUUUCAAGUUAGAACAGGAAACAGUUUCUUACGAAAUCUUGUGCUGGAAAUAACCUGUUCCCAGAGCAGUGAAGCCAUCUGAUCACAUUAGAGAUCUGUGGGGAAUUACAUUCACACGGCGGCACCAGAGAUCUGAAGUUUUGCCGAAGAUUUGACAGGGAACGUUCUAGGAUAAUUCACUGACUUUUUCUUCUGGGGCUGUUAAAGUCAACAUGUAGUCAACAUUGACUCUCUUGAUUCAUGUCGCUGCUCUUAUUGUGAAUGACUCAUUGUCAUUAUUCUGACGAAAUAUAGCUGACAUCAGUCCCUCUUUAUCAACCACCUUUAGAGACACAUUAUAAAGAAAAUCAAGUCCCAUCCUACAUUUAUUCUCAUUGAAUGCCUCAUUGCAAAAAUAUAUUACAUAAGUAAAAUGGGGAGUGAAUGUUGUAUCAUGUUGACUUUAGCCAUAAACAAACUCCCCUAGACAUACGAUUAAAGUAGAAGAGGGAAUCAUUUCCAAAGAACAUUAUCUCUGUGUCAGACACGCACUGCUAAAAACAGGUCUUCAUAUAUAGGAACUAUCUGGGCAUGGGUUAAAAUACUGCCACCAAACCUUCACAGUGAAAUAAAUACCACCAGUAGUCAAGGGUCAUGAACUAACAAAUGACUUCUGUCUGCCAUUCCUACAGCAGUGCACAACAGCGGCACAUUGUAAACAGCCUAAAGAUAGAAAGAGCGUUAGAUGUCCCGAAGACAUAACAGAUCUCAGCAGAGACAGGUGCUCAGUCUCCGUCCACAUGUGUUUAUAGGAUCUCAGAGGCUUCAGUGUGGCCGUGACCCUGUCGUCAAAUGGGAAUUCAGCCUUCAUGCUCGCAGUAAAUGUGCUUUAGAGGAGCCUGUGUGAGCUGCAAACCUCUCUGCACAGAUGUCUCCAAAUCUGUGUGGUUUUCACAUGGGAAUACAUGUGGAAUAUUGACCUUUAUUCCAGUGACUUUUGAUGCAAUUGCAUCAAAUUCUUAUCCUGAAACGCAAGCGUUUAUGAGCAGACUGGAGUUGGUUUCAUUCUACCUAAAUCUGCAUAUCAAGCAGCUUACAUGAGCAGGAAUAUCUUUAUUAAUGGCCUUAUGAAAUUCAUAUCUGGAGAAUCUGAGACAUGAGGGCUGAGUUCACAUCUGCAGGGUCUCUUUAUCUGUCGGUCGUGCCACAUUUAGUUCAGAAGAACAUUUGAUUUACUUUGGUUUGAACUUGUGUAAGAUGCUCUGAGGGGAUUUCGUCUUGAGUUUAAUGAUUGUUUUGCUCAUUUGAAUCAAAUGAAGGACUGUUUUGAGGCAUUUGGCUGUAGAUCAGGAACUGCUUUAGAUGACCUCUCUCUCUCAGUUAACAAACAUUCACUGUUUUGGACUUACUGUCAUUUUUGUUUUGUGUUGUUUGCUGUUGUAAAUGUUGUUGCUGUUUACAUUUAUUUAUCUAAUUUAUUACUAUCCUGUUUCUGUGUACAAAAGGGAAGGUCUAUCUGUCAGGGGAGAGAGAUGCUGCAAGUUCUUCUCUGACUCUGUAUGAAAGACUGAAACGUCUCUCUCUUCCAUGUCAUCCCUCCAUCCUGUCCAUUCACCCCAUAUUAUUCAUCUUAAACAUGAAGUCUGUCAUUAACUCUAAAUCUUCAUGGCUAGAAACACUUUACGCUAGUAUGCAAGUGCCACUGAACCUCCAGUAGGUGAAAGAGAUUCCUUCAAAUGUUUGUGCCAUUUAACUGGAUGUGUUAGGUUUAGGGAUAGAGUGUGGCUGGACCUUCAAGCUCCACCCAUAUCAUGCAGAGAGGAGGAGCUGAGCAUCAAGCUCCACCCAUUACACCCAGAGAGGAGGAGCUCGGGUUCAAGCUCCACCCAUUAGACAAAGAGAGGAGGAGCUGAACGUCAAGCUCCACCCAUUACACCCAGAGAGGAGGAGCUAAUUUCCUUUUUUAGUAAAUUCUAGCUCUAAAUCUGAACUAGUGUCAAUGGCUCCAGACUACUGCUGCCUUCAUGUGCUAUUGGAAUUAUCGUAAAUACAAGUUUCCUAGUUAAAAGUGAAUUCCCUCUCAAGUCGUAUUUACCAUUGGGAAGCCUGGGGAUCAUUUUGAUACCCAAGUUCCAGAGAGAGGCGGGCCAUAAACUUUAAACAUGGCAGAGUUAAGAACGAUUGCUGCUGUGACUACUAUUCUUUAUUAGUUUUUACCGUUUUUUUGCAUUCUCGUUAAUGUAGUGCAUAUUUACAUAUAUGAAUAAUCAUUUGAAGUGUAUUAUGUUUUAUACACCACGAAAACAGCCUGUAUUGUCAGCAAGCUAUCUAGAUAGUGCGGUGAAUAAUGUUUAUAUGGUUGUCAAGGAAUGGGACGCUAAAUAUAAUUUGGCUAUAAUAAGAUUUUCCCAAUAAAUACCCAAGAAUAAACCUGGCCUCCUCCAUGAUUCAUGUUCUUUCCGACAACAAAGCACUUGAACCCGAUGAGCUCGUCAUCACAACUUCAGAAGGGGGAAGUAGGAAAUUUCCGAAAGCACUUGACGGCAGCAUACAAAUCUGGACAAAAAUCUACAAAAGUCGUGUAGUGAAUUCUAACCUCAAUAAGCUGCUCUUCAGACUGUUGAGGAAAGAGAAAACGGACCGCCGAAGAACCUGUUCGCGCUAACGAGAAGAACGCAUGCGCAGUCCGUUUGCAUACUGGCGUAGAGUUUGUUUUGGGUCAUUAUCUUGCUUUUGUCUUGUGAAUCACCUGUGAACGGUGUCGUCUCAUGCUUCAGGGAGCUUUGCUCGCAGCUCACAUGCUGUUUGUUCUGUGAUAAACGGAUGAAUGGAAAAAUGUUUAUAUAAAACAGGACAGGUUUUAUACUGGAAUGGAGCAGGUGCUCGUCUGUUUCAUCACAGAUCAAAGAAACUAUGACGUAAAUCAUGAGGUGACAUAUGGACACACACACACCGAACACCUGAAAAUGAAAUAUAAGAGCAUAUUCAUGAUUGAGCCCUUUUGUGUGAGAGUCAAACACGCUACCCAAACACACACGUGAUCCUUCAGGAAAUAACAGUGAACGUCCAGUGAUUGUCUGGACACGAGCUGUAUUCUCCAAACUGCUCAUAUCUGCACUGCAUUUUAUAAUUUCGAAAGUGUAACUUAUUCAGUGUGUUCUGCUUUAAUAUAUUAAAGGGUUUUUUCUUUCUUCAUAUUUUCUGGUGAAGUUAAUAUUUCUCAUCUUGAUGUGUAAUCUUGUAUAAGAUCCUCAUAUAACAUAAAGAUCAUGUUUGUCACUAUUAUUGAUGCACUGUAUGGGUUUUUGUUCCGCUAAUCAAACCAUGUGAUCUGACAUUAUAUCUCUCUUCUCCAAUCACAUCCACUCUUCUCUCUCUCUCUCUUUCCGCCAAUCAUGUCCACUGGUUUGUCAACCAACCUCCAAUCACGUUCUCUGUGCGCGUGUGGGAGAGUUUCUCAUGCUGGUUCAUAGAUGGAGUAAUUUCUCUGAUUAAACCCUAUAGUCAGAUGAACGACGUACUAGUGAGGAAAGAGUGAAAGUGUUUGAAAAGAAGAGAAUAGUUCUCUUCUGCACUGGUAAGAAGGAGUGUGUACAUUAAAUGAGUUUAUACAAUCCUUUUUGUUUUGUGUAUAUGAAUGGCUAUAUGUUAACCUUGAAUAAAAAUAACAAAUUCUAUGACAAAAACUAUAAUAAAUUAAUUUGAAAACCA